Messenger RNA from Drosophila persimilis, 1075 nucleotides. It is a transcript of the gene Cpr92A, whose product is annotated as cuticle protein 7. The record is from RefSeq and is a predicted model, not a curated record. Lineage: Eukaryota; Metazoa; Arthropoda; Insecta; Diptera; Drosophilidae. Gene Ontology annotation, cellular component: extracellular matrix. The coding region runs from base 86 to 808 and encodes 240 amino acids. The transcript is spliced from 2 exons.
CUAAAGCGAUUGUUCAUCGUUGUCGUCGUCGUUUGGGAUCCGAGAGUUAACUGUGGAGGAUACCUGUGCCACACAGGACAACGUAAUGCUGAAGAUAUUCCUGCUGAGCGCCGUGCUCGGCAUUGCCUGUGCUGGUGUCAUCGGUCCCGGACCUGGUCCUGGUCCGUACUAUGGCGGACAUCCUGGACCCGGUCCCGCCCUGCUGCCCUACGGGGGGUAUGCCCCGCAUCCUGGCCCGUAUGCAGCACCCAAGCCUGCGCCCGCACCAGCACCGGAGCCGUACGAUCCCGAGCCCAAGUAUUCCUUUGGCUAUGACAUCCACGAUGGCUACACGGGAGAUCUGAAGAGUCAGCACGAGACGCGGCAUGGCGAUGUGGUCAAGGGCAGCUAUUCCGUAGUGGAUCCCGAUGGCACCAAGCGCACAGUGGACUACACAGCCGAUCCGCAUCACGGCUUCAACGCAGUGGUGCGAAAGGAGCCGCUGGCCUACAAGCCUGCCCCUGCCCCUGCUCCAGCUCCUCUGCAUCUGGCAGGACCUGCUCACGGACCCAUCCCACUCCAUCUGGCUGGACCUGCGCCAGCUCCACCUCUACCGCCAGUGCCCAAGGCUCCCCUGCUAUCCUAUCCUCUGGCUUAUAGUCAUCAUGCUCCAGCUCCAGCUCCAGCCCCAGCUCCAGCUCCUGUGCCCGUACCCGUGGCUGCUCCUGCACACCAUUUCCACCCAGCAUAUCCUGCCCUAGCACACAGUCCGUACGCCCACUAUCCAGCACCCGCCCCGGUGGAUCCCCACGCCUACUAUCAUCACUAAACACAGAGACGGUGGCGGUGGCGGCGACUGUUCUGUUCUGUUCUGAUCUGAUCUGACUUGAUUUUCCUUCUAUUUCUGCUACUCCGUAACUCUCCGUGCCUCUCUCCUUUGCUUUGCUGCGUUCUUGGUGGUGUAGAUUGUCUAUAUGUCUAUAAGGUUUAACCACUAGAUCUAUGUACAUACUAUAUGCUAUCGUUAGUAAAAGAUUCUGUAGCGAUAAAUAGAUAAAUAAUCAAGAGAACAAGAGAUCCAUUAAAACUCCCUUCU